AUAAGCGAGAUAAGACAAAGCGAAGAGUUCGACAGUGGCCCGACCCGUUAGACGGAAACUCCUCUCUCGACCGCCUCCAAAUGUCGCAGCCUCCAUUAACAUAAACCCAAUACCUCAGCCCAUAGCUUUUUCUCUUCGGUGAGCGCAUGGAGCUGAGCUGCAUCGCUUCUUCGAGCUCUCUGUCUCUCUUAUCCGGGGGCGGGUUAUGCGUUCGACGAGGAGAUAGAAAAUGGAUGAGAAGGGCGUCGGUGCGGUCGACGGCGGAGAGGAUCGACGACGGCGGCGCUCCAAACAGAGGGAGAAGCCUCGCUGCUGGUGCGGGCCCCGCAAUGGAGAUAUCGGCACCGCCUUCUUCUUCCUCUGCCGACCUCGGCCGAGAGGCCGAUUUCCCCCUCUGGGAGAAACUCGGUGCAGUAGUCCGGUUGAGUUAUGGAAUUGGGAUUUAUGGAGCUAUGGCAGUGGCGGGGAAGUGGAUUUGUUCGAUUGCCGGCAUAGAUGAGACGGGAGGCUUCCAGCCGUCCCUCGAAGCUGUAAUCGACGGUCUGGGCUACGCUUCUCCGCCUAUUAUGGCUCUUCUCUUUAUCCUUGAUGAUGAGGUGGUGAAAUACUCUCCUCAUGCUCGAGCCAUUAGAGAUGUGGAGGAUGAGGAGCUGCGGAGCUUCUUCUAUGGGAUGUCGCCAUGGCAGUUUAUGUUAAUUGUUAUGGCGAGCUCGAUUGGGGAGGAGCUCUUCUAUCGGGUUGCAGUUCAGGGCGGAUUGUCAGACAUAUUUCUGAGAAGCACUGAACUUUUGAAAGAUGCUCGUGGAAUUGCUUCUCUGACCGGUGUUUUGCCUCCCUUGUUCCCAUUUGCACAAGCAUUUGCAGCUGCAAUCACAGCUGCUCUCACCGGAUCACUUUAUUAUGUUGCAGCUGGCCCAAAAGAUCCUGCAUAUGUAGUUGCACCAGUGUUGCAGUCUAGAUGUGGCCAUGAUGAUCUUAAGAAGCUCUUUGCAGCUUGGUAUGAAAGAAGGCAAAUGAAGAAGAUAUAUUCUCCUCUUCUAGAAGGAUUAUUGGCACUGUAUCUUGGUUUUGAGUGGAUUAAGACUGGUAAUAUUCUUGCUCCCAUGAUCACUCAUGGAAUUUACUCUACUGUGGUGCUCGGAAAUGGGCUUUGGAAAAUUCACGACCACCGGCGACGGCUGCGCCAUAGAAUCCAGCAAGUUAAGUUGGAAGGCAGUCACUCCCAUAAACUAUAGAAAGGAUGAUCUUUCUUCCUGGCACAAGACACAAAGCCAUAGGCAUCACUAGCCAAUGCUACCAAUACUUAAUCAAUCGCUUGUAUAUAUUUAUGUAAAGUUCCCAUAGAUUGGAGUAAUGGAAUCUUCUACACCAGACCUAAAAUUUUCUGGUGUUCAGCGGAAGGAAAACUUUUGAGUUUUGAGGAUUGGAAGAUUUCCUAAGCAUGAAAUAACAAUGUGGAAAUUACUAAUAUCUGCUUAACAUCCCAAUUGAUUUGUCUUUGAAACAUUUGUGGAUGAUUGUAAUCUCAAAGCAGAGCAAGAGUGCCAGGAAGCUAUAGAUCCAACAACUUGGAAGGUUCAUGGUUUUGAAAGAAAGCUAUCUUAACUUCUAUGAAGUGGGGAAAAUGAAGGAGAAACUAUCUCAGUGACAUUCAAGAGUGAUAUUUAUGUCAGUUGUUGGUUCCAAUGAAUUCUUUUCCUCAAUCAAAUGCUAAGAGGAUCAAACUUUUAGUGUGAAUGCCAAAAUUGGUGAUUGUCAAAAACAAAAUGUUUGUGUUAUGUAUGAUGAUCAGUUUGACUGUUC
This is a messenger RNA of Dendrobium catenatum, 1803 nucleotides long. RefSeq lists its product as uncharacterized. Lineage: Eukaryota; Viridiplantae; Streptophyta; Magnoliopsida; Asparagales; Orchidaceae. The coding region runs from base 147 to 1235 and encodes 362 amino acids. The record is from RefSeq and is a predicted model, not a curated record. Gene Ontology annotation, molecular function: metalloendopeptidase activity. Gene Ontology annotation, biological process: CAAX-box protein processing. The transcript is spliced from 9 exons. Gene Ontology annotation, cellular component: membrane.